AUGAACGUACAGGAGGCACCGAUCUUCCCCGUCCUGGAGGGUAAGGUCGCCAUCGUGACUGGCGCCGCCCAAGGGAUGGGUAAGGCCACCGCCUCGGUAUUCGUGCGAGCCGGGGCGAAGGUAGUCAUUGCGGACGUCAAGGCGGAAGAGGGCGCGCAGGUCGCAAAAGAGCUUUCUGAGCUCGGAGAGGUUCGCUUCGUGCAGACGGACAUCUCCAAGUCUGAGGAUGUGCAGAAGUUGGUAGCUGAAACCGUCAGCGCGUUCGGGAAGCUCGAUGUGGCGAUCAACAACGCCGCCAUGACCCCUGACAAGACAGCUCUCCUCGAAUUUGAUGAGGAUUACUGGGGUCGACUGAUGGACGUGAAUCUCACUGGGACCGCCCUCUGCUGCAAGUACCAGAUGCAGCAGAUGAAGAAGCAAGGCCAUGGAGGUUCCAUCGUUAACAUUGCUUCUAUCAAUGCCUACUCCCCGCAGCCUAAUAUGCCUGCGUAUACGGCAGCUAAGCAUGCGCUGCUGGGGUUGACCAAGCACGCAGCGACGGAGGGUGGCCCCUCUGGAAUCCGAGUCAACGCCAUUGCCCCUGGGGCUAUUUUUAGCGAGAUGUCUGCCAAGGCGCUGGAGAUUAUGGGAACAACACAUGAUGAGUUUGCGCCCAAAGUGAGCAGUCUGAACCGGUUCGGACAGGCCCACGAGGUAGCACAUGGGUCGUUGUGGCUGGCUUCCCCCGGUUCUUCAUACGUAACGGCCCGAGGUUUGUUCACCAUCCCCUGUUCGCAAGUCGUUCCCCUCACGCUGACCUUUCCUGCCCCAGGCAUUGGGUCCGCCAUCGCCCGUAAUCUCGCCAGCAAGGGAAGCAAUGUGGUGAUCAACUACGCCACUGAAGCCUCGGACGCCCCUGCAGCGGCCCUAGCGGCAGAGCUAGAGCAGGCACAUUCGAUCCGUGCCCUUCCCCUGCGGGCAGACAUCACAUCGCGCAGCGAAUGCGAGCGUCUUGUUUCCACAACCAAGGAGCACUUCCGCAAGCCCCAUACCGACGCUUUUCAAAUCGACAUCAUCAUCCACAAUGCGGCAAUCGUUUACGUCGGUCCCGUUGAGACCGUCGACGAGAAAGAGUUCCAACGCAUCUAUGAAGUGAACGUUCUCGGCCCCAUCUUGCUCACGGGCGCGUGCAAGCCCUACCUGCCGACGGAUCGCUCCGGGCGUAUUGUAAUGCUGUCCAGUAUCAACUCGAAGGUUGGCACGGCGUACACGACGCUCUAUGCUGGAACCAAGGGGGCCGUGGAAGCCAUGACGCGCGUCUGGUGCCGCGAGCUGGCUGAGCGAGCCACCGUCAAUUCCAUCAACCCAGGCCCCGUCAUGACGGCUAUGUAUCUCAACGCGUCGGACGAAAUCAAGCAGAGCUUGGCCUUGUGGAACCCCCUGACCCCACUUGUCCCGGUUCGCGAAACAGACAGCCCGGAAGUGAGGGCGCUUGGGGAGAAGUUUGGCGGCAGGGCCGCUUAUGCAGAGGAAAUUGCGGGUCUGGUGGCCACGAUUUGUAACCCCGAGUUUGGCUGGUGUACAGGAAGUAUCAUUUCUGCAAAUGGUGGGCUAUCGUUUAGUGUCUGA
This is a messenger RNA of Aspergillus candidus, 1608 nucleotides long. Its product is annotated as SDR family NAD(P)-dependent oxidoreductase. The record is from RefSeq and is a predicted model, not a curated record. The coding region runs from base 1 to 1608 and encodes 535 amino acids. The transcript has 3 exons. NCBI's taxonomy places the organism in Eukaryota, Fungi, Ascomycota, Eurotiomycetes, Eurotiales, Aspergillaceae. Gene Ontology annotation, molecular function: oxidoreductase activity.